AUGGAUUUUUCUUCUCAAUUUGUGCUUGCAAUGAAAUUAUUCAAUAAAGGUGAUUUUACCAGUGCCCAUGACUUUGCCAAGAAAAUUUCUGAAAGUAAAUGUGAUGAUGACCUCAAGGCACGGGCCAAACAAUUGCAAAAUAAAUGCAAAGAAAAACUAGGAGCUUCUAGCAAUUUUAAGAUCGAUACUGCAGAAAAUAUUAAUAAAUUGAUUGAUAC
Messenger RNA from Racocetra fulgida, 218 nucleotides. NCBI's taxonomy places the organism in Eukaryota, Fungi, Glomeromycota, Glomeromycetes, Diversisporales, Gigasporaceae. The record is from the annotation of a GenBank genome assembly.